AUCAGUAGCCCGCGAACAAUACGUAGGAGAGUUUUGAGCACCGCCGGCGCACCGUGAAGAGGCGGUCUAGAAUGCGCUUUUUGGACCUCCCCAGUCGAGGUCCUCGAAACGUCAAAGAUAUAUAAAGGCCAGCAACUUCUUUUGCCCACCCGUUUGUACGUUGAAGCAAAGUCGAUCAUAAGCUACUACCCGGCAAGCCUUAGCCAUGCCUAUUUACGCUACCCAGUCAUUGCGAACUUGCGCCGGAUGUGGCGAUGCUGCAGGCCAGAACCACAAGUGUUCGCAGCGACCUUUUCCGUCUCGGCCGGCGUCUGCUUACAGUGCGGGUUCAGCAGGCUCUCAUUGCACGGGAUGUGGCCAUGUAGUAGGCAAGCUUCACAAAUGUUCACGUCGACCUACGACUACCCAGUCUCAAUCUCCGGCAAACCCCUCGACUUCCAGCACGAGCUACAAUCUCACAUACAAAAAAUGCAACCAGUGCGGCGAGAGUUAUCCAGAAAACGAUUUACCGCAUCACAAGUUGAAAUGCGAGAAGAACAUGCAGACGGGCCCUUUCUGCGUCGAAUGUCACGCUGUUGCGGACAAAAAUCACAAAUGCGUUCAACCUACGUUCCCGAAAUCUCAGUCUCCGGCGAGCUCCUCGACUUCCGGCACGAGCUACAGUGACCUCUAUCGAAACUGCCUCCAUUGCGGCAAGAUGUACUCGAAAACGGGUUCAUCGAAGCACGAGUCAGUAUGCAAGAAGGCCAUGAAGACGGGCCCUAUCUGCGUCGAAUGUGGCCUCGUUGCCGACAACAACCAUAACUGUUCGGGCGGACCUUCGUUCGGCAAAUCUCAAUCUCCGGCGGGAUCCACGACUUCAAGCACGAGCUACACUCAGAAUGCCUCAGAGAUGAAGUACCACUGCCAGAAUCACGGGGAUGGCUGCGAUCAACGUCUCAAGAGCGAAGAAUUCGCGAACCAUCUCCGCGAUUGUCCAUAUAGGAGAGUACGGCACCGCCUCUGCAACACCAUGCUGCAGGCCAAGGACCUUGUCGAACACAAGAAAACGUGCCGGCCGCAGACCUCACAGAUUCCACACCCCUCUGGAAAGGUCAAAAAGAUUGCGCUGAUUAUCGGCAUUUCGGAUUCCAUAUACGGCCAUCUGCGCAACCCGGUCAACGAUGCGGUCAAAAUCACUGCCGUCCUGGAGAAGAUGAACUUCAAGUGCACAAUCCUUAAAGAUCGCACAAUCAAGGAGUACCAAAAAGAGCUGAAAGAAUACCUCGCAUCGAUCGACGGCUCGACCUUGUCGUUCGUUCAUUUCAGCGGCCAUGGUGGCCACAAAGGCACAUCCAAUUACCUCUGCAUGAAGGACGGAACGGUUGAUGCGUGCGAGCUAGGGAAACAAGUCAGCGAAAAGAAGCCGCUGGCAAGCGUGUUUACGUUGGACUGCUGCCGGACGCCGUCGCGGGGUAGCAGCAACAAUGUCAACAUCAUGACAAUGGAAUUUUCGGACACCAUCGUGGCCUUCGCCUGUGGGGCUGGCGACAAGGCGUCCGACGGGCGCAGAGGAAACGGAGCAUUCAGCGAACUCUUGAUAGAAAACUUAAGUCAGAUCUCGCCUCUCAACGAGAUUUUGGUGAAGAUGGCCAGGCAAUUCCGAGACAGGAACGAAUAUCGUCAACGUAUAACUAUCGUAGACAGUACAUCCGCCGAGAUCAGACUCCAUGUGAGCCAGGAUGAUCGUAGUCGCAGUUGCGAGAAGACCGUCGUAUUUCUUGAAGAAGGCGAACACAAGUCUUUUUGAUUGGUUCGUUGGAACUGGAGAUAUUUACUAUUAAUUGCCUUCCUCUUCCUUACUUUCAUGUAUACACCCCGACACCCUGAUUUCCAAUCGUGCUCCGUCAAUUGGAUAUAUGCUCUGUGCGGUUUCUAGCGCGACAUGAGAAAAUUUGAGAAUUUGUUCGGUUAAGAGCAAUUGCGUCCACGAAGUUGG
Molecule: messenger RNA, 1978 nt
Organism: Fimicolochytrium jonesii
Lineage: Eukaryota; Fungi; Chytridiomycota; Chytridiomycetes; Spizellomycetales; Powellomycetaceae
Exons: 1
Coding region: 206-1789 (527 amino acids)
Biological process (GO): proteolysis
Molecular function (GO): cysteine-type endopeptidase activity
Source: RefSeq, a predicted model, not a curated record